AUGAUAAAAAAUAAAGAAAAGAUUAUGGAUGAAUGGGUAAAUAACAAAAACUCGGGAAAGAAUAAAAGAUUGAAAACUCCUUCAUUUGAACAAAUUGACCAAAAGUUGUAUAAAUGGUUUAUCAGCGUUCGGUCAAAAAAUUUACCAAUUUCCGGUCCAAUUUUACAAAUAGAAGCUAUGAAAUUGGCAGAGAAAAUGAAUGUCAAAGAUUUCAAUGCUUUGAAUGGUUGGUUUGACAAAUUUAAAAAAAUGCAUGCUAUUGUUUGGAAACAAGUUAGUGGUGAGUCAAAUGACGUUUAUCAAGAAACAGUAACUUAUGUUUCGUCACAAGCGACGAGUCAGGCCAGCCACUAGAAACCAAACGCACAAUAUUGAACAAAUUCCCAAAAAGCCAGCACCGGUCAGUAGUAUUAGACAUAGGUUUAACUUUUCCCAGAAUUAAAAAACCAGAAUUGCUUAGAUGAAAUUUUCACAAGGCAAACUGGGAAAAGUACAACAAAUACGUCGAAGAAAACAUCAACCGCGUCAAAUCAACGAUAGAAAACUACAUAAGGUUUAUUAAACUUAUUAAAACAUCGGCAACUAAAGCGAUACCCAGAGGCCACAGGAAAAACUACAUCCCGUGCUGGACAAAGGAGUGUGAGAAAUUACUCGAUGAAUAUGAACAAAACAAUAGCGAAAUCUCAGCAAACCGAUUAAUAAACCUACUAGAUGAAAAAAGAAGAAAGAGAUGGAUAUCGUCAGUAGAAGAACUGGACUUUACACGAUCAAGCAGGAAAAGCUGGAGUCUCUUAAAAAAGCUGGGGACUGCCAACCCAGUUCGAAAAUAA
Molecule: messenger RNA, 830 nt
Organism: Cinara cedri
Lineage: Eukaryota; Metazoa; Arthropoda; Insecta; Hemiptera; Aphididae
Source: the annotation of a GenBank genome assembly